Messenger RNA from Punctularia strigosozonata HHB-11173 SS5, 6009 nucleotides. RefSeq lists its product as uncharacterized. The transcript has 24 exons. Lineage: Eukaryota; Fungi; Basidiomycota; Agaricomycetes; Corticiales; Punctulariaceae. Gene Ontology annotation, cellular component: voltage-gated calcium channel complex; membrane. Gene Ontology annotation, biological process: calcium ion import across plasma membrane. Gene Ontology annotation, molecular function: high voltage-gated calcium channel activity. The coding region runs from base 25 to 6009 and encodes 1994 amino acids. The record is from RefSeq and is a predicted model, not a curated record.
CCGGGACCGUCCUCGGCAUCGCUCAUGUCUCGCGACGUGGACACCUCUGACGACCUGCGCGAAGACGAUGAGGCCCAUCUCACCGCCAACAUGUCGCGUCAAGGUUCAAGCGCGGGCCACGAGGGGGCGCACACGUCAACACCACACUCGCGUAAACGGACUAUUCGCUACAGCGCGACGCCGUCACCAGGACGUAAAGCCGGUGGGAGGUUGAAAACGGUGUCGCGCAGCUUGCGGAGGGCGUCUUUACGAGUGGUCAACCUCGCGGGCAUGGGACUGGAAGAUCAUGGGAGUUCGAUCGCCUCAUCUCGCGAGAAGGGGAAGGAAAGGAUGGGCGAGGAGUACAACGAGAUUCAGCAGGAGGAGGAGGAAGAGGAACUUCCUGAUCUCGCAAGAACACUACCAGUACGUGGCCGAACAUUGGGUUUCCUAGGGCCGGAUAGCAAGUUGCGGUUAGCCAUGUAUCGAAUGUUGGUCUCAAAAUGGACCGAACCCGUUAUUCUUCUUCUCAUCAUCGCGAACGCUAUAAUCCUCACCAUACAGUCCUCACGCUCUCUCACUUUACCCGACGAUGGUGUUCCACUACGCGUCAAAGGCUACUUUCAUACCUGGGAAGACUACGCUCUCUUUGUACUAUUCAUACUUUUCACCUUAGAAGCCUUUGCUCGUAUAUGCGUCUCCGGAUUCCUGCUAGACCCCGAAAUACCUGUAACUUCUAUGUUCAGCACCACCCUCUCUUCCGCACAGCCCAUGUCCUCAGCAAACGCCACCCUCUCUCGACAAAACUCUCUGCGGCAAGGUCGUAAACCUGGAAUCGGACCUCGCCUCUUGUCGUGGCUCCAAACACUCUCUUCCGCUCUUCGUCGGCCAUUCGCCCUUGCCCACCACUCCUCCCGCGAGAUAUCUUCCGCCUCCGCAUCCUCCCCUCCUAACCACAACCGCACCGAAACCACCACGACGCUAUUCAAGUCCCCUAUCGUCGAGAAGGCCAUAUCCGGCACACAAGAAGCGUACGCGCACAUGCGCCAAGGGUCGACAUACGCCGCAAAUGUCAUGCAGUCGGACAAAUCCGAGAUGCUCUCGCUUCCCUUCCGCCUAAGCGUCAAGCGUGCUCACGACGUGACUCGCCGAAAUCUGCCGUACCUCCGCCACAGCUGGAACCGAAUCGACUUCGUCGCCGUGGUGAGCUUCUGGGUCACCUUCGCUUUGGCGACGUUUGGCAUCGAACACGGUUCGCAUCAUAUCGGCGCGUUCCGCGCCAUGAGCGUGUUGCGAUGUGCGAGGCUGCUCGCGAUCACAUCUGGUACAACGACUAUUAUGAGGUCAUUGAAGAUCGCGUUGCCGCUCCUGACCAGCGUGGCCUACUUCGUGGUGUUCGCGAUUCUUCUCUUUUCUAUCAUAGGUGUCCAAACCUUCCAAGGCUCUUUCCGGCGGACAUGCUAUUUGCUUCCUACACAGGGCGAAGCCGAGCUUCAGAUAGAUUCGCAGACUUGUGGCGGGUAUAUCGACAACACGACGCUUGAGACAAGACCUUUCAUCAGGAGCGAUAAUACGACGGGGGAGAUCAAAGGUUACAUAUGCCCCCUUGGACAGAUCUGCUUGGAGGGACCGAACGCCGACGGCAACGCGCAAAGUUUUGAUACCAUCUAUUACGCCAUCCUCCAGGUUGUCAUCAUCGCCUCGGCGAAUGGGUGGUCCCCGUUGAUGUACGGUAUCAUCGACUCCGAGUACUUUGCCUCAUGUUUCUUCUUCAUUAUCGCGAUCCUCGUGCUGAACUUCUGGCUCAUCAACCUGUUUGUCGCGGUGAUUACCAAUACAUUCUCGGCCAUUCGCGCGGACACGAACAAGAGUGCCUUCGGUGCUGCCCCUUUGGGACCUAUUCGCGACGAUGAUGACGACAUCUAUGUCCCUCCCAAUGCAACUCGUUUGCCUCGGAAUCACUACAUGAAGGAAUGGUACGAGAAAUUGCGUUACAUCUGGGUUGCUUUCGCCCUCGCCUCGAUAGUCUUACAAGCGACCCGUACUACGGAUGUGGCGCAGACGCACAAGCGCGUUCUGGACCUCGGGGAACUGGUCAUCACUGGUCUCUUCGACGUCGAGAUCAUCAUUCGUUUCCUCAUCGAACUUCCCGACUGGCGCAACUUCUUCAGGCACGGGAACAACUGGCUAGACCUUGUUCUUGCCAUUGGCUGUUCUAUCAUCCAGAUACCAGUGAUUCGACGCUCCGGCGCAUACCCGUGGUUGACGGCGUUCCAGGUCAUGAGGUUUUAUCGGGUCAUCCUGGAGGUGCCCCGAAUGAAACCCUUGAUGCUAUCCGUGUUCGGAAACAUGUAUGGUUUGGUCAACAUGACAUUGUUUCUGCUCUUGGUCAACUAUCUAGCUGCACUAGUCACUAUUCAGCUUCUCCGAGGAGACCUGUCUGCUUCCGCCACCAUGAACUUUGGCCAAGUAUUUAAUGCGUUCCUAGGCGUCUAUCAAGUGUUCUCAUCGGAGAACUGGACGGAUGUACUGUUCGGCGCCAUCAGUGCGGAGCUACCUUUGGGUCAAGCUGUUCUCGUCGCCAUAUUCGUCGCUGGAUGGUUCCUGUUUGCCAACUUCAUCGUGCUCCAGAUGUUCAUUGCAGUCAUCAACGAGAAUUUCGACGUCGCUGAGGAAGCAAAGAAAAGCCGUCAAGCCGCGCAGUACUCUGCGAAGCAACAGCCCCAGCAAGCUCGCUCUGCUUGGGUGCGAUGGCUCAAUCCAUACCGAUGGCUUAAACCCAGUCCGAAGGCCAUCGCCGUCGAGAACCUCCCGUCGAACCUUAUCCUUCCCAUGCAGAAGGCGCUAGUCCAGGACUACAGUUCGUCAGGCCUCACUCGUCGUGGCAGUGCGGGUCGUGUAAUCGUUUCCGGGAGAGGGGCCGGCGCCUACGGGACGAGGCUAUUCCUGUGGCUAGAGCAGCUUUUCACAGGGCGUUCGCAAUCGAACGAUAUUCCUUUGGCAGCGCUGCGCGAGCCUCGUCACGAUUCGCUUUUCUCCCAGAACGUCGAUAACGAGGAGCUGGACCGCCAUUUCGAAACCUUGGCCAUGGUGCGCUCGGAAGCAGCGAGUUCUGGAGAGACAGAAGACGCUUUCUACGAACGAAGGGCGCGAAAGGCAGACUUCAUCCGUGAUCAUCCGACCUACGACAGGACAUUCUGGAUCUUCUCCCAGAAGAACCCACUGCGUCGCAUGUGUCAACGCUUGGUGUAUCCCGCGAACGGAGAGCGGAUCUUCGGUCUUCCGCCUUCGCCCGUCGCGCAUACCAUCCUGCAGGUCAUCUUGCUUUUGGCUGUUAUCGGUGGUAUCGCUGUCGAAGGCGUCGCCACACCAGUUUACCGACGCAACUUUUACCUGGAACACGGCCAAAUCCGCGGGGCCUGGUUCGAUAUCGCGGAAAGCGCAUUUGGCCUCAUGCUGGUCCUGGAAUUCCUGAUCAAGAUCGUCGCGGACGGAGUCAUGUUCACGCCAAACUCUUACUUUCGUAGCCUCUGGAACUUCCUUGACUUCCUGAUCAUGGCCGGGCUUCUCGUUAAUCUCACCACAGCUCUCAUCUUCAUAGGCGGCUUGAGUCGUCUUACCCGCUCUCUGAAGGCUCUCCGCGCCCUCAGGCUCAUCACCCUGAUUGAUAAGAUGAGGAAGACAUUCGAAGAUCUGAUAAUAUCGGGUGCCGUACGGAUAUUGGACGCUGCAUUGCUCGCCAUGCUAUACAUGAUUCCAUAUGCUGUAUGGGGUCUGAAUAUCUUCGCCGGGAAGAUGAACGAGUGCAACGAUGACGGCGUUGCGGGAGCCUCGCAGUGCGUAGGCGAAUACGACACCAACGUUAUUGGCGACUCAUUCGGCUAUCUCGUACCUCGCGUGUGGGACAAUCCUUCUCCUUCUACCACGUUCUCUUUCGAUUCCUUCCGGGCUUCUCUAUUGAUCCUCUUCGAGAUCGUAUCCCUUGAAGGGUGGAUUGAUGUUCUUGGGGUGGCUACUAGCAUUACUGGAGAGGGCAAGCAACCUCAGACCAAUGCUUCGGAAUUCAACGCCAUUUUUUUCCUCAUCUACAACCUCAUGGGAGGCGUUGUCAUCUUGACACUGUUUGUUAGUAUCAUCAUCGCGAACUUCAGCUCGAAGACGGGAGCUGCGUUCCGGACGCAAGCUCAGCGAGAAUGGAUCGACCUCAAGAAGCUGAUCCGACGCCAACGUCCCUCCAAGCGACCCAGGCAGCGACCCACGUCCGGUUUCCGAGCAUGGUGCUUUGAUCGGGCCGUCCGGAAACAUGGAUCCUGGUCAAGGUUCAUGACAGCCCUCUUUGUCGCACACGUGUUCGCCCUCAUGACGCAAACUUUCAACAGCUCGGACACCCUCACUCUCGUCAGAGAUUUCUUCUUCCUUGCGGUCGCAGCAUUCUACGUAGCCGACGUCCUCAUCCGCUUCUACGGGUUAGGCUGGCGCAGUUUCAAAGCCAAUGGCUGGAACCUUUUCGAUGCUCUCGUGGCUGGGGGAAGUUUGACGACAACUGCUAUCGGACAAGUACAGGGUAACCUUGGAUUCGUCAUGCAGCAGCUUGAGAAGCUCUUUCUCGUCAGCAUUGCGUUCAAGCUGGUCCAGCGUACCAAUAGCUUGAAUAAGCUCUUCAAGACGGCCGUCGCGAGUCUGCCCGUCAUUCUCAGCCUUCUGGCUCUCUGGCUCACUUUGUUCUUGUUCUUCGCCAUUCUUUUCGUUGAAGUGUUCAGUCUCACUAAAUGGGGUUCGGCGGAAACAAGGGAGCAAAACUACAGUACCCUAGGCUCUGCUCUCGUUAUGCUCGCCUUCAUGAGUACUGGAGAGGGAUGGAACCAAUAUAUGCAUGAUUAUGCCCUCGUCUAUCCUCGCUGUACAAACUCCUCGAAUGUGGACCCGGACUCCGAUUGUGGAAGCAUCGGAUGGGCAUUCACAUUGUUCAUCGCAUGGAACCUGCUGAGCAUGUACAUAUUUGUCAACAUGUUUACUGGUGUGGUUGUCCAAUCCUUCGGCUAUGUCAUGCAAACCACCGGUGGCGCGAAGUCUAUCACCCGCGAGGAGAUGCGAGCGUUCAAGAAAGUGUGGGGCGAAUAUGCCAAUCCGCGUACGGGCCUCUUAGACCGCACCAACUUCGUCCCAUUCUUCGGCAGACUGAGUGGUAUAUUCGAAGUGAGGAUCUAUCCGGCGGAGUACAGCAUCCCUAACAUCAUGGCUCUCUCCGCGCCCGAUGGCAACGAACAUAAAGUUCUACUCUCCGUCGUAGACAGCGAGAAGAACACAGUCGGCGUGGACACUGGGAAGCUUGGUCAAGUCUUGAGUGGUCUCGAUCAUAACAAGAUCCGACAAAGACGCAACCUGUACAUCCGGCUUUAUCACGAAGCAAGUGUUCUCUGUCCUCCUGGAAAGGGCAUAUCCUUUACAGACAUGCUUCUUCUCCUGGCUCACUACAAGCUCAUCAACGACCACGAGGCGUUAGAAUUGUCGGAGCUUGUUGUGCGGAACGAAAUCAACAAGAUCGUCACUGAUCUAGUCAAUCUGGAUCGUGUCCGAUCGUUGCUCAAGAUGAUCUCCCACCGCCGACGAUACUUGGCUCAUAAGCAAAGGCAGCGGCAAUCACAUCUUAGCCAAGACAUCCCGGCAAUCGUCGUGGAUAGCCUUCCACCAACACCACCACCUUUGACCCGCGACAUCACGUCACCUGGGGUAGACCGCAGAUCAUGGUCAGCGCAGUACCAAUCACCGGAACAAUCACCCACGAUGAAGCCCAUGGACAUGUCUCCUGACGUAUCUCUUGGAUUCGACUCUGCUUCCAAUCUCCGGCGAAGUCGACGCGUCAGCGACAUCAGCAUGCUCUCUGCAGAGCUGCGACAAGAUUAUACAUUCUCCUCGCGGGAGUCUGUCGGUGUGGACGAGGAUCCUCAGCAAGUCGUUGCUGCCAUGCAAAAUUCUCUCUGGGGAGUUUCCAUAGAAAUGAUGUUGCAGGCAGCAGAAGACGAGGACUGA